CUCAAGAUCCGGGCGGAAACAGGGGGUAGGUAGGUGCUGCAAGACAGAGCCUAGGUUGUUUUACAAAACCUCCGGGGGAAGCCCGAGGGCGGUUCAAAUCGGAGUUGCUGGGUUUUGCUCCUCCUUGGCAAGACUCACUUGUGGGGAGCGGCCACUCCUUACUGCUGAAACCUCGGGGCUGCUUCCCAGUUUGCCGUUUAGCUGAGUAGGGUGCGGAGCUGGAACCUCUGGCCACCCACCAUGUGGGCCUUUCCCGAGGUGCCGAUUCCGCUGCUGGUGAAUUUGAUCGGCUCGCUGCUGGGAUUUGUGGCCACGCUCACCCUCAUCCCGGCCUUCCGUGGCCACUUUAUCGCUGCGCGCCUCUGUGGCCAGGACCUCAACAAAACCAACCGGCAGCAGAUCCCAGAAUCCCAGGGAGUGAUCAGCGGUGCUGUUUUCCUUAUCAUCCUGUUCUGCUUCAUCCCCUUCCCCUUCUUGAACUGCUUCGUGGAGGAGCAGUGUAAGGCCUUCCCCCACCAUGAAUUUGUGGCCCUGAUAGGUGCCCUCCUUGCCAUCUGCUGCAUGAUUUUCUUGGGCUUCGCGGACGAUGUCCUGAAUCUACGCUGGCGCCAUAAGCUGCUGCUGCCCACAGCUGCCUCGCUCCCUCUCCUUAUGGUCUAUUUUACCAACUUUGGCAACACAACCAUUGUGGUACCCAAGCCCUUCCGCCCAAUUCUUGGCCUUCAUCUGGACUUGGGGAUCCUGUACUAUGUCUACAUGGGGCUCCUGGCAGUGUUCUGUACCAAUGCCAUCAAUAUCCUAGCCGGAAUUAAUGGCCUAGAGGCCGGCCAGUCACUGGUCAUCUCUGCCUCCAUUAUUGUCUUCAACCUGGUGGAACUGGAAGGUGAUUAUCGGGAUGAUCAUAUCUUUUCCCUCUACUUCAUGAUACCUUUUUUUUUCACCACCUUGGGAUUGCUCUACCAUAACUGGUACCCAUCUCGAGUGUUUGUGGGAGACACCUUCUGUUACUUUGCUGGCAUGACCUUUGCCGUGGUAGGCAUCUUGGGACACUUCAGCAAGACCAUGCUACUCUUCUUCAUGCCACAGGUGUUCAACUUCCUCUACUCACUGCCUCAGCUCCUGCAUAUCAUCCCCUGCCCUCGCCAUCGUAUACCCAGACUCAAUACCAAGACAGGCAAACUGGAGAUGAGUUAUUCCAAGUUCAAGACCAACAGUCUCUCUUUCUUGGGCACCUUUAUUUUAAAGGUAGCAGAGAGACUCCAGCUAGUGACAGUGCACCAGAGUGAGGAUGAGGAUGGGGCCUUCACUGAGUGUAACAACAUGACCCUCAUCAACUUGCUACUUAAGAUCUUUGGGCCCAUACAUGAGAGGAACCUCACAGUGCUCCUGCUGCUGCUACAGAUCCUGGGCAGUGCCGUCACCUUCUCCAUUCGGUACCAGCUUGUCCGACUCUUCUAUGAUGUUUGAGUUCCCGAAGAUUGCCCUUUACCACACAGUCUCCAGGGGUCCUGACUCGGGCCAGCCUGUCUGGUCCUGUGGGCCUCUCCCAGUCUUUACUCUCCUCCAGAUUUUAUUCCUAGCAUUUUCCUUCACCUGUGAUUAUCCACAUCCGGGGCCAUUUUUGCUCUCCAGUGACUAUUAAUUGGACUUUGCCUAUAGCCUCCUCCAACUUGCCACUUUCCCUACCCAUCACAGCCUAAGGCGGGAUGUAGCAGCUUUUAUGCAGAUAUCCACAACUCAGCUUUCAGAGUCCUCUCAAGGAAUAUGCUGGGCCUGAGAUAGAACCUGGGCUAGGACUAGGGACAUUGGCUCAAAGGUGACUUGAUAUUUGAUUAUAAAUUAAGUAUUCUGAUUAGUAAGAGGGGCCAGGUGCUCCCAAUGGUGACAAUAAAGUGUUACCUUUUUCGUCUUGUUCCUGUA
This is a messenger RNA of Chinchilla lanigera (long-tailed chinchilla), 1920 nucleotides long. RefSeq names its product dolichyl-phosphate (UDP-N-acetylglucosamine) N-acetylglucosaminephosphotransferase 1 (GlcNAc-1-P transferase) (gene Dpagt1). The record is from RefSeq and is a predicted model, not a curated record. NCBI's taxonomy places the organism in Eukaryota, Metazoa, Chordata, Mammalia, Rodentia, Chinchillidae. The transcript has 9 exons. Gene Ontology annotation, molecular function: UDP-N-acetylglucosamine-dolichyl-phosphate N-acetylglucosaminephosphotransferase activity. Bases 241 to 1467 code for a protein of 408 amino acids. Gene Ontology annotation, biological process: protein N-linked glycosylation; dolichol-linked oligosaccharide biosynthetic process. Gene Ontology annotation, cellular component: membrane.